GAAGCCGAGCUUUUAGCAAUUCUUUUAGCGCUUCGGAAACUCCCGUCGAACUCAAUAAGUGCAGUUAUUAUAACAGAUUCCCUUUCGGUCUGUACUUCGCUUACGGCUUCACCCAAUUCGCCACCAAUAAAGACGUUUCUAACAUUAGUUCCUCCACAGUUGACUUCUCUAAAACUAUUAUGGGUACCUGGACAUUGUGGCUUACAUUCAAAUGAAAUGGCAGACGCAUUAGCGCGAGCAUCCCUGAGUGGACCUAUAAUGCCUGUUCUUCCUUUGGUGGCUCACAUAACAGCAAUCAGAUAUAGAAAAUAUUCAAUUCAUAGAGAUGUCAGUGAAUCAAUAACGACAUGGACAGAAUAUCAGCACCUCAGAUUUCCGUGGAAGAUCCAGUGGUGUCCAUCAAGACAAUCAGAAGGAGCGAUCACGAGAUUACGCUGCCGUGUCCCUCCAUUAAACCUAUAUUUACACAGGACUGGUCUGACGCUAUCGCCUCUGUGCCCAUACUGCCAAGAAACAGAAUCACUAGAUCAUUAUUUUUUGGUAUGUCGACGAUACAAAUUGUUAAGAAAAAGACACCUAGAACUUCCGUUCGCAAAAUUAGGGUUAAUAUUAUCACCAGAAAUCAUACUAUCUUUCGGUGCGUCAGUUAUAGGGGUCAGCCACAGGGACGUAUUUGAUGCCGUUUGCAGUUACAUUCAGUCAACAAAACGAAUAACUUUUUAACUUUUGUCUUGUAUUUUGUUUGUUCUUGUACGUUUCUUUUUUUUUUUAAUCUGUCUUUCGUUAUAUUUUUUCUCAUCGAAUAAGUAGCACUUCAAAAGAUUAGGUGAACGUUUCAGCACGCAAUUCUUGGCCAAUCCCCCAGCGUGGGUAUGAGCCAUAACAUGAGGCCAUCAUCAUCAUCAUCAUCAUUAUUGCACGAGGAGGCGUACGGUUAAAGAAGAAGAAAUUUUCUGCGCUUCACGUGCUCUCUCAAGCGUUCCGGAAGGCUUGGUCGGACGUGAAAUACUCGAAUGCCACCGACGCAGCCUACUCAAGUUAAACAAGCCACUGCGGCCGCCGUGACAAAGGUCGCCGUGGACAACACGUCCGCGGAGCGUCCUGCGCCGUCGCCGCUCCUGCAGCUGUUGAUGGUGUUAUGGAAGAACGUGUAUGUGACGCGGCUCUGUCGCCGCUACACGACCACGCUGCUCGAGAUCGUUCUAAUGGUGGUGCUGCUGCUGGGGAUCCAGGACGAGGCCGUGGUGCGCGAGCCUCUGAUACGAAAGGGGGACACCAUUUUUCGGCCCAUUCGCCCCAGCACCUUCUGGAACACGCAGCCCAGCAUGGUCCAAGUCAAGCAGGUACUUUUUGCGCCGGCCACCAAUAAGUACGUUUCCCGGCUGACACGUGAGUCCAUGAAGGAGCUGGGAGUGCAGAACGUUCUGGGAGUGACAUCGAGUAAGGAACUCGGGGAUGCCAUGCUGCUGCAGAACCAAACGCCCGUGCACGUGGUAGGGCUGCUCUACAGCUUCGUAGAGGCAGGCGACGAGAACAGCGUGCCAGUUAGCCUGCGCAUAACUUUCCUCGGGAGCCGCCUGCCUUUGGACGUGCUGGUCCAGUACCCCGAGCGGAUUCUAUCUCAGCCGGAGGGACCUUCGGCUGAAGAACGCUUUCCGGAGAUUAACACCUUGCUUCCCAUCAUGAGUGUGCUACAGCAGCGACACCUGGAAAUGCAGGCGGCCCGGUUCAACGGUCCUCGGCAGUGGUUGCAUCCAGUGUGGCUGCAGCGCUUCCCCUACCCGAGCCACAUCGAGCACAAGGACACCAAGAACUAUGCCCUCGUGCUCACCCGUUUCUGCAUCGGCAUGCUGAUCCCGUUCGCCGUCUUCGUCGCCAGGCUGAGCGAUGAGAGGGUCACUGGUGCGCGCAAGAUUAUGCCGCCGUUUCUCUUCCGACUCCUCGAUAUUGAAACAUGAGGCGUAACAUGACGCCGGCCACUAACUUAUGAGCGGAUUGGCGCAUGCUUGUCAUUGUUUUGUUAUUUACGAAAUUUUUAUGUUGGGUACAUUUGAAAUAAACAGUGCUCAUUGCAAUACAGCCAC
Dermacentor andersoni is the source of this 2084-nucleotide messenger RNA. RefSeq lists its product as uncharacterized. Lineage: Eukaryota; Metazoa; Arthropoda; Arachnida; Ixodida; Ixodidae. The record is from RefSeq and is a predicted model, not a curated record.